AAACGUCAGUUCACAAUGUACUUUUUCCUCCCAGAUGCAAAAGACGGGUUGCAAUCUUUAAUAGGGAGAAUAGAUUCGACAAGUGAUUUUUUUUACCGUCACAUUCCACACCAAAAAGUAGAAGUCGGAAAGUUUUUAAUACCAAAAUUUAAGAUCACAUUCGACUUUGAAGCUUCCCAAACGUUGAAAGAAUUAGGGCUUGUAUUGCCUUUCGAAAAUUUGCCUUUCAAAGAUGGAGAUGGUUUUCCUGAAAUGGUAGACUCGUCUCUUGGUAAAAAACUUUAUGUUUCGAGCAUUCAUCAUAAAUCUUUCCUGGAGAUGAAUGAAUACGGUACAGAAGCUGCAGCGGUAUCUAGAAAAAAAAUGGAGCUUUUAAGUAGCCGCUAUAUGCCCAAGAAGGUGGAUUUUGUGGCAGAUCACCCGUUUUUGUUUGUGAUUAGAGAAGAUGUGACUGGAGUAUUGUUGUUUAUGGGACAGGUGAUUAACCCUAGUAUUGAUUGA
This is a messenger RNA of Helianthus annuus (common sunflower), 501 nucleotides long. Its product is annotated as serpin-ZX. Gene Ontology annotation, molecular function: serine-type endopeptidase inhibitor activity. NCBI's taxonomy places the organism in Eukaryota, Viridiplantae, Streptophyta, Magnoliopsida, Asterales, Asteraceae. Bases 16 to 501 code for a protein of 161 amino acids. The record is from RefSeq and is a predicted model, not a curated record. The transcript has a single exon.